Molecule: messenger RNA, 2308 nt
Organism: Spinacia oleracea (spinach)
Lineage: Eukaryota; Viridiplantae; Streptophyta; Magnoliopsida; Caryophyllales; Amaranthaceae
Product: UDP-glucuronate:xylan alpha-glucuronosyltransferase 2
Exons: 3
Coding region: 602-2200 (532 amino acids)
Molecular function (GO): glycosyltransferase activity
Source: RefSeq, a predicted model, not a curated record
AGCGUAUCCCUUAAAUAAAUACGGAAUACACUCAAGAAUCAUAGUGACCAACUACAAGAGUUAAGCAAACAUAUUAAUAUGAGUAAGCACCAAAUGCAUGGAAAACAAGCAUCUAUAUGUCUUAAAAGGAAUGCAAGCUAAGGUUAAUCGAUCAACUCAUUAAAAAAAGGCAUUGGACACGUGGAGGUUUGUAAAGGGUACAACAACCAACCUUAGCUUGUUUCACAUCAGUAGUUGUACCGUUUUACUAUACAAAUGUCCCUCCUAAUUUUGAUUUAAACACAACAAUUAAUAAGAGAAAAUAUAAAAAGAAUAGGAGCUAGCUUAGCUUAGUUUGCAACAUAAGAAUCCGUUUUUAAAUUGGGUUUUUUUGUUUAUAUACAUCAAUGGGAUCCUCAUAUAAUUUGUUGGAAAAGCUUGGGUUACACAAGAUGAUCAUGAAGGUAACACCAUCCAAUAAGGCUUUAGUGAUCAGAAUCAAUGUUAUCUUGUUUGCAUUCUUUGGCAUUGGAUAUUUCACUGUUCUCCUCUGGCGGCCAUUCCCAUCGGUAUAUCAGGAUAAAGUCCUAACAUCGUCCCUUGUAAGGUGUUCCCUACGAGAAUGCCAUCACAAGGUAAGGCAGAAAGUGGUGUAAAAAUAAAAACAGUCCUGGAAGAGAAACGAUCAAAUCAAAUGAUAAGUCCUAAGAAGAGUAUAGUAAGGAGAGAAAAACCACGAUUCUUGAAGGAGAUGGGAAUAAGAGGAAUGAAAAUCGGCACAAUAAACAUGGAGGAUGAAGAUCUUAGUGAAUGGGAAGCAUAUGGAGAUACAAUAUUGAAAGUUCAAUUUGAGAAGGUCUCGGAGCUUUUCGAAUGGAAGCACCUUUUCCCAGAAUGGAUCGACGAGGAGCAAGAAAAUGAAGGUUAUGUAUGUCCGGAAGUACCUAUGCCUGUAUUUGAGGAGUAUGGAAAUAUUGAUAUGGUUGUGGCUAACUUGCCUUGUAAUUUCCCAGAGAAAGGAUGGGCAAGGGACAUGUUUAAGCUGCAAGUUCAUUUGAUAGUCGCGAACAUGGUGGUGAAGAAGGGGAGGAGGGAUUGGUAUGGGAGGACAAAGGUGGUGUUGUUGAGCAAAUGUAGGCCCAUGUUGGAUAUUUUUAGGUGUGAUGAUUUGGUAAGGAGGGAAAAAGAUUGGUGGUACUAUGAGCCAGAUAUGGUGAAGCUUGAGAAGAAAGUUGUUUUGCCCAUGGGUACAUGUACGUUAGCUUUGCCCUUGUGGGGACAAGGGAUGAAUGAGGUGUAUGAUGUAUCAAGCAUAGAAAAAAGCACAAGAAAACAAACAAAACGAGAAGCCUACGUAACAGUACUACAUUCCUCUGAGAGCUAUGUAUGUGGUGCAAUCACUCUAGCACAAAGCCUCAUUCAAACAGGAACCAAACGAGAUCUAGUUAUACUUAUCGACAAAUCCAUCUCCCUUCUAAAGCGAGAGGCUCUUGUCGCUGCCGGUUGGAAGAUUCGACUAAUUAAACGCAUUCGAAACCCACGAGCCGAGAAGGGAACCUACAAUGAGUACAACUACUCCAAGUUCAGGCUUUGGCAACUUACAGACUAUGAAAAGUUAGUCUUCAUAGACUCUGAUAUCGUUGUGCUUCGAAAUAUAGACUUGCUAUUCCAUUUCCCUCAAAUAACCGCAACUGCUAAUGAUGGCUCCAUAUUCAACUCAGGAGUCAUGGUACUCGAACCUUCAAAUUGUACGUUUCGAACCCUCAUGGGGAUUCGAAAGGAAAUCACUUCUUACAAUGGAGGAGAUCAAGGGUUCUUGAAUGAAGUUUUCGUGUGGUGGCAUCGCCUUCCUAGGCGUGUAAACUUCUUAAAGAAUUUUUGGUCUAAUUCUUCUCUAGAAAGGAGUCUAAAGAACCACUUGUUCGGCUCCGACCCGCCUGAGUUGUACUCGAUACAUUACUUGGGGUUGAAGCCAUGGCUAUGUUAUAGGGAUUAUGAUUGUAAUUGGGAUGUUGCCGAUCAACAUAUUUACGCGAGUGAUGUGGCCCACGCGAGAUGGUGGAAGUUGUACGAUUCAAUGGAUAUUAAGUUACAAAAGUUUUGUGAGCUUACUAAGCUAAGGAAAAGGGAUUUGGAAUGGGACAGAAAUAAAGCCUAUAAGUCCAAACUUAAUGGGGAUCAUUGGAAGAUUAAUAUUACUGAUAAUAGAAGAUUUGUUUAGCAAAAUUUAUUGUAAUUAAGUUAAUGCCCUUUUUGGUAGUACUGACAUUUAUUAUACCAUUAUGGUAUCACAGAUAUAUAAUCAUGGCAUUUGUUUGGCUUUGUAAAA